AUGAAGAACAAGUUGAGAUCCACCGCGGGGGGAGGAGGAGGAGGAGGAAUUAAACAAAACAACCUUCGCCAAGGCUUUUGUUUACUUUCCUUCAACUUCAACUUGUUUAUUUUCUUUAAACCCCGUGUGUUUCGACUAUUAUCAACCACCCCUUUCAUCAGUGUCUUAUUGUCUAAGAUCAACUCUUCCUUUGAUACCCUUUGGGCAUCAACCCAACACAGUACGACCAUCUGA
Messenger RNA from Penicillium verrucosum, 234 nucleotides. RefSeq lists its product as uncharacterized. The transcript has 2 exons. The coding region runs from base 1 to 234 and encodes 77 amino acids. The record is from RefSeq and is a predicted model, not a curated record. Lineage: Eukaryota; Fungi; Ascomycota; Eurotiomycetes; Eurotiales; Aspergillaceae.